This is a messenger RNA of Myotis brandtii (Brandt's bat), 1668 nucleotides long. It is a transcript of the gene PIM2, whose product is annotated as Pim-2 proto-oncogene, serine/threonine kinase. Gene Ontology annotation, molecular function: ATP binding; protein serine/threonine kinase activity. The transcript is spliced from 6 exons. Gene Ontology annotation, cellular component: cytoplasm. Bases 201 to 1136 code for a protein of 311 amino acids. Gene Ontology annotation, biological process: regulation of mitotic cell cycle; protein autophosphorylation; negative regulation of apoptotic process. NCBI's taxonomy places the organism in Eukaryota, Metazoa, Chordata, Mammalia, Chiroptera, Vespertilionidae. The record is from RefSeq and is a predicted model, not a curated record.
GAGGCGCGUGCCCCGGCUCAGUAGCGUUGGGGCUGGCGAGCGCGACGAAUCAGAGCAUUGCGCCGUCUGUGGGCGCUUCUGGGCCACCGGCUUCUCCGCCUUCCACCCUGGCGCCCCCAAGUCCUGGCUCCCCAUCCUCGCUGCCCAGGGCGUCGACGCCCUGCGGGCUCAGCGGGCUCAAUCUGCGCAGCGCCUCCUCCAUGUUGAGCAAACCUCUUCAGGGGCUCGCGGUGGCCCCCGUGACCCCCACACCACCGCCAGGAGGCAAGGAUCGGGAAGCGUUCGAGGCCGAGUACCGACUUGGCCCCCUGCUGGGAAAGGGGGGCUUUGGCACAGUCUUCGCAGGACAUCGCAUCACAGACCGGCUCCAGGUGGCCAUCAAAGUGAUCCCCCGGAAUCGCGUGUUGGGCUGGUCCACCCUGUCAGAGUCAGUCACAUGCCCACUGGAAGUAGCACUGCUGUGGAAGGUGGGUGCAGGUGGUGGACACCCUGGUGUGAUCCGCCUGCUUGACUGGUUUGAGACCUCAGAGGGCUUCAUGCUGGUCCUUGAGCGGCCUUUGCCUGCCCAGGAUCUCUUUGACUACAUCACAGAACAGGGCCCGCUGGGUGAAGAACGGAGCCGCUGCCUCUUCACCCAGGUAGUGGCAGCCGUUCGGCACUGCCACGCCCGUGGAGUUGUUCAUCGUGACAUCAAGGAUGAAAACAUCCUGAUAGACCUCCGCCGAGUCUCUAUCAAACUCAUUGAUUUUGGUUCUGGUGCCCUGCUUCAUGAUGAACCCUACACUGACUUUGAUGGGACAAGGGUAUACAGCCCCCCGGAGUGGAUCUCUCGUCACCAGUAUCAUGCACUCCCGGCCACUGUCUGGUCACUGGGUAUCCUUCUCUAUGACAUGGUAUGCGGAGACAUUCCCUUCGAGAGGGACCAGGAGAUUUUGGAGGCUGAGCUCCAUUUCCCUGACCAUGUAUCCCCAGACUGUUGUGCUCUAAUCCGCCGGUGCCUGGACCCUAAACCUUCUGCUCGACCCUCACUGGAGGAGAUCCUGGUGGAUCCCUGGAUGCAGACACCAGCUGAGGAUGCACCCCCUGAUACCCCUAAAGGGGGUUCUGCCCCUUUGGCCUGGUCCCUGCUGCCCUAGUUGGGCUGCCCCAGGGCCAUGCCACAGGAAUAGGACAUCUGUUGAUCUGGUUUUACAGGUCAUUAAAAAAUCCAGUGUUACUAGGGUCAGAGAUUGGGGAUCAGGGGUCAGAAAACAUAUGCCAAGUCUGCCCAGUCCCCAUCCCAAUCCUGUUAAGGAGCCUUCCUCCCAGAAUUUACAGUUUCUUAUUCUGGAGGGGGGACUUCCUUGCUUCUCAUUUUACUAAGUAUGUUUAUUUGGUUGAAGUUAAUUCCAUUCUGAGCCCCAGGAAUCUGUGUUACAACCCUUACACUGGCACCUCCUGCCUGCUACACCACACAAACUUAGUUGAAAUGCUCUAACUUGGGCAAGGGUGCUUUUGUUGGAAUACCCCAGCAGCUCUUAUUUUAGUAAAGGGACUGUUUCCUUUAGUGUAGGUUAAGAUUCCAUGUUCAGUCAAGCUGCUUGCCUACCUCAGCCCAGGGUUGAUUAUUCUGGGGGAGGUAAUGCCCUAUUGUUAUCCCAGGGCUUUUUUUUCUUUAUUUGUCUUGUU